This is a messenger RNA of Vitis riparia (riverbank grape), 896 nucleotides long. RefSeq names its product auxin-binding protein ABP19a-like. The coding region runs from base 16 to 687 and encodes 223 amino acids. Lineage: Eukaryota; Viridiplantae; Streptophyta; Magnoliopsida; Vitales; Vitaceae. Gene Ontology annotation, cellular component: cell wall. The record is from RefSeq and is a predicted model, not a curated record. The transcript has a single exon. Gene Ontology annotation, molecular function: manganese ion binding.
CCCCCACUGUUACAUAUGUGCCUGACCACCACAGCCCUUACACCAAAGUCACCAGUGAAAAUGCUUCACGUUCUUCUCUUCUUUUAUUUCCUUGUGUCCUCCUCUCAUGCAGCAGUCCAAGACUUCUGCGUGGCGGACCUGAAAGCCCCACAAGGUCCUGCAGGCUACUCCUGCAAGACGCCUGCAAAAGUAACAGUUGAUGACUUCGUGUACUCAGGCCUAGGUGUGGCUGGAAACACCUCAAACUUCAUCAAAGCUUCCAUAAACACAGCAUUUGCUGAUAAAUUCCCAGGCCUAAAUGGUCUUGGUCUCUCCAUGGCUCGGGUGGACCUGGCCCCCGGCGGUGCGAUUCCAAUGCACAGCCACCCUGGUGCUUCGGAGACGCUACUUGUGGCCAAGGGCUCUGUCAUUGCUGCUUUCGUCUCUUCAGAUAAUACUGUCUACUCGAAGACACUCAAAGAGGGAGAUAUCAUGGUUUUCCCUCAAGGCUUGCUGCAUUUCGAGGUGAAUACUGGCCGGACGCCGGCACUCAUUUGGGUUAGCUUCAGUAGCUCGAACCCCGGCCUGCAGAUCAUGAGCUAUGCGCUGUUUAGCAGCAGCUUGCCUUCUGAAUUGAUAGAGAAGACCACCUUUCUUGAUGAUGAUGAAGUGAAGAGGCUCAAGGCUCUUCUUGGGGGGUCUGGCUAGCUAACUAAGCUUGGCCAUGCAGCUCCUUUACUUUGCAAUCACUUCAGUCCGUUCACCUCAUGACUAGGUCUGUCAAGCUAUUGGUUCUUUGGAUCAAUGGUAUAUGUAGUCUAAAUUUGAUUUCCAGGGUGAGAUUACUAUGUACUAGUAUUGCUAAUAAAAGCUACUCACGUUCAUCCAAUGAUGUCAAACCAACCUCGUGGAAAAAA